This is a messenger RNA of Fusarium sp. VM40, 2331 nucleotides long. NCBI's taxonomy places the organism in Eukaryota, Fungi, Ascomycota, Sordariomycetes, Hypocreales, Nectriaceae. The record is from the annotation of a GenBank genome assembly.
AUGGACCCGGUUUCCGCACUCGGUGUUGCCGCUGCCGUUGUUCAGUUCGUGGACUUCGCAUAUGGUCUGAUUUCUACCAGCAAUAAGAUCUUUCACUCAAUAAAAGGCGCGAGCCUCGAAAACCUGGAAUUGAAGGAAGUGUACGGAAUGCUUUAUAGACUUGGUGCAGAGCUUGAGAUUCGUCCUCGCCCGGAGGGGACAGCAUCGACAUUGGGAUCUGCAUUACCGUCUUCAAAACAAGUAUCUGAUCUCAGGCAGCUUUCUGAGGCCUGUAAAUUAGAUUGCGAUGAACUCCUUGGAAUACUCCGAAAGUUAACGGUUGAAAAAGGAAAAAAUCGCCUGUGGAGAAGCGUGAAGGCUGCUUUACAAAAUGCCGCAAGUCGUCGGAAGAUCGCCGAAAUAGAGGCCCGAUUAGAAAGGGCACAGAGGACCAUGUCGCUUCUCAUUGCAACUAUUACAAGGGACCAUGUCUCUGAUCUUGAAGAGACACUGAAAUCUCUGAAGAAGCAAAACCAACGGCUGCAUGCAAGUCAGACAUCCAAGAUUGACGGCAUAUCUAAAAGACUUGAUGGUCUCAAGUUAACAGAAGCUUCGCGACCGGAAAUGCCCUCGGUCGACCAGAUAGAGAACCUAAUAACAAAACUCUCUGCUCUGUCUACAGAUUUUGAUUCAACAUCCAGGGAGCAAGCGAUCCUGGAGAGCCUCUAUUUUCCAUGCAAACCUGUCCGUCACGGAACCAUUCCCGACGCCUACGCCAACACGUUCCGAUGGAUUUUCCAAUCAAGCUUUUCACAAUGGUUAGAGUCCCAGAAUGAAAGUUUCUGGAUUUCCGGCAAGGCGGGCUCGGGGAAGUCAACAUUUAUGAAAUUCAUCGCAGACAAUUCUCAGACAAGAGACAUCCUUCAGACUUGGGCCAGCCCGAAAAAGGUAGCAAUUGCAGCACACUACUUCUGGAGCUCAGGUACAGCCAUGCAGAAGUCCCAGCAAGGCUUACUGCAAUCUCUCCUUUUCGAAAUCUACAGGCAAUGCCCGUCUUGUAUUUCUGUAUCUUCUCCAAGCCGCUGGGAGGAAGCGGGCGGGCGGCUAUACGAAACAAGAACGAAAUCAUGGAUAGUUCCAGAACUUCUUGAAGCUCUUCGCACUGUGGCAAAACAAGAGGAUCUCCCUGUCAAGUUUUGCUUCUUCAUCGAUGGGAUGGACGAGUUUGAUGAUACCCAAUUAGAACACCGAGAACUUUGCGAGAUUUUCCACGGCCUUUGCCGAUCCCCUCAUAUCAAGAUUUGCACCUCCAGCCGCCCAUGGAAUGUCUUCGAGGAUGAAUUUGGGCAAGACCCUUCGACCAAGCUUUACAUCCAUGAGCUAACGAGGAACGACAUUGUCCACUUCGCAAAGGGCCGGCUGGAAGGCCAUCCGAAAUGGGCAACAUACACAAUGGAAGAAGAACAAAAACAAUCUCUAAUAAACGACAUCGGAGACAAAGCCAACGGCGUGUUUCUUUGGGCCUUUCUUGUGACUAGGUCCCUUAGAAACGGGCUGGACGAUGAGGACACGGUACAUGACCUUAGGAAACGACUGGAGUCCAUUCCUACAGAUUUAGAACGCCUUUUCAAGCACAUGUUAGAGUCAAUCGAGCCGGUCUAUCACGAAAAGAUGGCCGGAAUCCUGCAAAUUGCACUGCAUGCAAAGGCACCCCUUACGAUCGAUAUAUAUGGUUACCAUGAUAGAGAAUACCAGGACGAGAACUACGCAAUCAACUGUCCCGUCGAGGUGCCUACGAUAAAGCAGGGAUUGGAGCUAGAUAGGCAAACACGCCGACGAAUCAAUGCCAGGACCCGAGGGCUCUUGGAAGCAAAAAAAGACCAUGUUGAAUUCAUACAUCGGACGGUCCACGACUUCUUACAGACUACAGAGAUGAGCAAUUUCCUUCUAGCAAAAAGCAAGCCACGUUUCGACGCCUAUUGUUCCAUUCUGAGAGCCUACAUCGCUUUGAUCAAGUCCACUCGCUUUGCUAAGAUUGUGAGGACCUCACCCGGCCAAAGUGGUGGAUAUCUCAUCUCGUUAUUGCGAGAAACUUUGAACUAUGUUCCAGACGCCGCAGUCAGCAGCAAUAGCCAGGUAACGUUAUUACUGAACACAUUGGAACAUUCCAUUGGGGAAAUGUUCGAAACGUCUCAAGCCAGCUUUAUCUACGGAAAAUGCGAGGGAAGACUUCUUUUUCGAGAAGAGGCCCUUCGAUCCAACUUGGCCAAAUAUAUUUCACAGCCACCAAAGCGACAUGCGGAAGAAGAGUUUGCCCAAGAGACUGGGUCAAUGAAGAUAAAAGUAGACUAA